Messenger RNA from Brienomyrus brachyistius, 4045 nucleotides. RefSeq lists its product as uncharacterized. The transcript is spliced from 3 exons. Bases 326 to 943 code for a protein of 205 amino acids. NCBI's taxonomy places the organism in Eukaryota, Metazoa, Chordata, Actinopteri, Osteoglossiformes, Mormyridae. The record is from RefSeq and is a predicted model, not a curated record.
CCAACAUUGAAAUAGAAGUGUAGCUUUGCGUUUAUCAACUUUUUAUGUACAAUUCAUUUAAGUGAUGUGAUGCAUGUUGUGCACGUCACCGUGAUAAAACUGUGAUAAAAAAAUUCUGCAAUACGACACUUCUGGGGAUUAAUAAAACAUCAGUGGUGGCUUCUUGGCCGAUCACCUGAUCCAGUUUCAGCUGUAUAAGUGGUGAAAGGCACAUAAUUUCUUUGUGCAUGCCCUGACUUUGAUUGAAACGGAGAAAAGGAGUGGAGGAAAGCAGCAUGUGAAGAGCGCAGAAAGGCGGACUGCCACCGCAGCGCACAGCGGGUGGAUGGACGCGGCGCGCUGGGACGGACCGCCUGUAAGCACCAUGGACAGCGCUCCGGGUCUCGCCCGGGUGAUCAUUGAAAUGCGUAACGAAAUCCAGAAACUGGAGUCUGAGAACAGGGCACUGCGGGGGAAGCUGGAUCAAAGGCCGGCCGAAGUAAACUCGGGGCCGCAUGCAUGCCAGCACAGGAGCGCAACGGAAGACAGGGCGUCCCAAGCCAGCUUAAGGCGAAAUGUGUCCGCCCCCGCACUGGAGGGACAGUAUCAGGAUUCAAAUGAUAACAUUAUAAUGACAGUGCGAAGAUAUUCCAUCUCGACCGAUAUUCGUAACGCCUCCCGAAGGGCUGACAGUAAAGGGACGGCGCAGCGGGACACGGAGUCCCUGAUCCCGGACAGGCUCCAGGAGGGGGUCCGCGGGAAGACGCCGGCGGUGACGCUUAGCCUGCCGCGGGACGAGAGCAGCAGCUUAUCCAAAGAGGAGCUAAACAACAAGCGCUCUCUGCACGACUACGUCCACAAAAACAGAACAAAAGUCAAAACUGUCACAUUCCUUCUGCCUGUGGAAGACAUUUACACAGCCCAACCAGUCUUAAAGAGCCACUUAAGCAACUGGACAUCGUAACUCUGGAAAAAGACUCAUGAAGUCAAAGCAUGAGGUGAGAGAGGUGAGAGAGACAGGUGGCCAAAAUGAGUGGGAGGGUGAAUUCGUGGGGAUAGCGUGCACAAUUCCGGCGUGGGGCUGGUUACUUUGUUUUAGGUUAUCCAGGCAAUCGAUUGUAUCUCCGCUGACUUGGUAACUGAUAUGUGUCCGACAGCCAUCCGGCCAGAGCAGCCUAUUUUUCCCCACAAACCCGCCUCCUCCCCACCUCACUGGGGUUGGGUGUCGUGUCAGUCCAAUCUGGGUCAGGAGGAGAUGGUGGGCAAUCGCUCUCGGAGACACUUUGACUUAGGUUUCCCGCCGUGCGGCACCAACCAAAUCUGUGGCAUUACUUAUUUAAGUUGGUCCUCCGAACAUAUGAUACUAAAACAGAAUUUAUUUUUUGUGUCUCAAUAAAAGUGUAUAAGCAGGGACAUGUUUCAGUUUGUGUGAUGUGAGAACUGUCCACUUCCUUAAAAAAUGGUUAUUUAGUGCCACACAAUGUCAGUUACAUAUCUACAAUUUCUAAUCAUUAAUACAUGAUCACUGAGUGUUGUAUUUCUUAUUGCCUUUAAAAAUACAUUUAUAAAAAUACCUGUAAUUACCUGUAACAGAUAAUACUGUAAUUAAUCCUAUAAAUAUUACCAAACACAUAAGGCUUCCUUGGCACAUCAAACUGUAGACAGUAUUGCUGUCUGCCAUGUUCAGUAAAGCUUGACCCCGCGACCCUGACUACUGGGAGACUUAGCAGGCACCUUAACUGACUGUGAUGCUGGUUAAAGGUUCUCAGUGGAGGACAGAGACCUGUCAUGUCACCCCACCCCACCAUGUUCACAGUGUCCCCAAACAGGCAAUACUACAACAUCUUCUCUCCUACCAUAUCCCCUGUGGGCACCCACAGGAAUCUGCGGGCCAGUUAGAGGCAGGGAGUGAACAUGAAAAGCCGGACGGGUGCAUUAUGGGAAAUUAGCUCCUGUACACUCUGUACACCUCCGUCUGCAUGUUUGCUUCAUUCCUGAGCUGUGUUUAUAUCAUGAUUUUCACAUGGAUGGUUAACAAGCACGACCACUACCAGAUCUAUUGGUUUGUGCAUGGGGGGGGGGGAGAUUCAGUUACACUACAGUAUCAAACACAUUGUCUUUAACCAACAAAUAAUAGUAAUGAUAGUCUAUAGGAGAGGAGUGCUGUUGAGUAACUGAGAUGGGCUGGGUCUGAGUUGGCUCAGUUAUGUGAGCGUACUCACAUCACUGAGCAUGUUGGACCAAGAGCAUGUUGUUAUAGUAACCCAGACAGAAGAUGACCAUCCCUCACCUGGAUCGACCCUUGAUAAGGCUCCUGGAUUACUGAUCCAUUUCCCAUUCACAGCCAGAAGGGCUGUAUGAAUGACCUGUAUCGUACUUCGCUGUGUUGAUACGUUUUGGACACACAGUGAAAGACAACACCUCCAGCACCUUGCAGUCAUUGUACACGGUGGUCAGCCUGUUAAACUUCAGCUACAAGGAGUUGAGCAUGAUGACUGUCUGGAUGGGUUUCCACGCAGAGCGGAUGCUGGUGAAGGUCACCACGUCACUGAAGAGGAUGGUCCACUCCUUAAAUUCACCUGGAGGAAGAACGAUGCAAGAAUAUCAAGAGCAUGCACGCUCACACAAACUGUUAGUGAGAUGGUGAUCAUCACAGUGGAUCUCCCUCAACUGCCUCCACUCUCUUGCCCUCUUUCAGCUGAUUGGCCACGUGUUUGGACAGCAUGGCAUACAGCAUGGCAUCCGUUGUCGUCGUCUUCUCCUCUUCCUCCUCCAGGUGGCGGUGGAGCCGGCAAAGCUCCUCCUCUUUGUGCUCCAGUUGGCUGGAGAGCUCAAUCUCGGCCAGACGUUAGUGGUUGAGUAGGAUAAGGUAGUGCGUGUGGCGUUGUGCGGUGUGUUGUCCGAGGUGUGCAUGCGCCACUCCUGCAGCUCCUGGGGGCUGCGGAGCAGUGGGGAAGCCUGGUACGGCAUGCACUGCAGUGGCCCCCUCCACAUCACCUGCCCUGGCGGGGGGGGGGACCUGUAAAGAGGUCUUGCCUGAGGCACAUUCUGUCCCCUCCGCUCUCCCAGCGAUGGACGGGUUGGACGAGGCAGGGAUUGUCAGCCCUAAUGGAAGUCAAUGAAGUAACAUAGUGUAAAGCAGACAGCAGCAGGCAGGACAUGUUAAUCCCAACCCAAGGUAUCUCAAAUGAGCAAAUGAACUGCAGCAGCCACAGGAAUCCCCUAAAGCAAAUUCGGUGAUUGGUCGCCUUACGCUGGGCCUCAAACACCAGCAUAAAGUGGCCAUUUAACCGAAGGCAGGGAAACCUGCUCGAAGGUACAGUUGGAAUUAGCAUUUUGGUGCUGCUCAUUGGUGCUGUCUUAUAUUGACUUGUGCUCGUAAAUCUUAGCCUGAUGCUGAAAUCUGCUGAUCUGGAAAACCAGCCACCCAAGAAACAGCGGCAGGUAAAAUAAAAUCUCUCCCUCUCCUCCUGUCUGUACCCCCCCUCCCCCCGUCUCACAAUCUGCACGCGUGGUCUCUCUCCAGCUGCCUGUCUUUCCCUCCCUCAUUCCCCCCCCCCCCCUUUCCUUGCACUCCCACACUCUUUGACUCUUCCCCCCGGUGCCACUCUGGAGUUCCAGUGUGGGUCCGCCUCUCCACGACUAGGGCAUCAUCUCCUGCCUGGCCUGCAGCAUGCAGUGGCUGUUGAUGAACUUCCUGAUGCCUCAGACCAUGACGGGGACUUCGGGGUGCCGGAUGCAGAAGUACUGGCCCGGCUGGAUCUGCAUGGUCUGCAGCCCGGUGACGAUCCUCUGGAUGUUCACUCCUGCCUGCUUCACCCGGAGCUGAAGUUUUGUAAUGAAAGUGUUGUAAAUGCAUUGGUUUUUUUAACCAAUGCUCUAUAAAUGACAGUAUUGCACUUGCUUAGUGAGUCAGGAAUAUCACAUUUCUAUUGCUAUAUAGCAAAUGGACAAAGUAUUUGAUCUGAACAAGUGCAGUGAAAUACCCAGCUGUAUAACAGAUAAAAAUGUGUUUUUUUUGAUGAAAGCAUCAGCUAUGACAGUAUAUAUAAAUGUAGCACCUUUC